CAGUUUUUUCCUCUUCCCAACAGCAAGAUCAGGUUGAUGGUCAAUAGGGUCAUCGAAUACAACCAAGAAAUGACUGUGCUCCUGAAAGAACUCGCAGAUAAUGUCACAGAGGAGAAGAAACAACAGAUAGAUGACUUGACAAGACGAGCCGUAGAUGGUGCAUCCGAGGCAGCAUCGUCGUUGAGAAAGCAUGAUCCCCCUGGUCUGCAAGGAAGAGAUGGGGAGGACAAGGUUUCCGCUGAUAUCGGCUCUAGCGAGGAGCUGGAUAUUGUAGACGAGGACUUGCUUCGAGACGAGGAUUCCCGAGCUGCUGGAUUCGUUGGCAAAAGCUCGGAGCUCCAAUGGCUUCGACGCCUGAGACAAGACGUAGAGCAUCAUGAAGCCGUUCCCUCGAGAGGAUCUGGUCCCUAUGGGCCCCCUGGCGCUGAUACAGAAGCUUCUUCACGGCGCCUCGAAGCCCUACGACAGCGUCAACGCUCAGAUUCGAAUACCCACGUACCGCUUAGUUCCUCAACCUUCUAUUUAGACGACCAGGGCGUAGGGGUCGAUUAUGCCGUACACCCUUUCGAGUUGCCACCGAUGGAUGUCGCCCAGAAUCUGAUCGAAGGCUAUAUGGACACCGUGCAGGAUUCUUUUCCGAUACUUUCGCGGAGCCGUUUCAUGGCGACUUUCCACGAGGUAUACGCCUCUAUGGAGCAUGGAGCACCGCAUCUAGUGCCGGACAAAUGGUUGGCAGUGUUGAAUCUAGUGUUUGCAAUCGGAGCGCAGUAUUCGCAUCUGGUGGAAGAAUCCUGGCACCUGCAUGGCUUUGAUCAUAUCAGCUGCGUUUCUCGCGCGCACAUUUUAGGCUUGAGCACGCCUGAUCUGAUCUCACACCAGGACCUUAUGCAGGUGCAGAUUACGGCACUGCUUGCCCUCUACUUCCUGAUAACGGGUCGCGUCAACAGAGCGUGGGUCGUCAUCGGCAUCUCUGUCCGAUAUGCUCAUGCGUUAGGACUACACGUUCGCAAUGAAGAUCGAAGCACCACCAUAUCGCAGAAAGAAAAUUUGGUAAGGAUCUGGUGGGCUCUCUACACGCUUGAAGGGACUUUGAGCACCAUUGUCGGUCGUCCAAGUUCCGCGAUCGAGGACUCUUGCUCAGCGCCUUUGCCGCUACCAGUUGCGGUGGAACGCAUGUCUGACGACACGUUGAUCUCCCAGAUAUAUGCACAAUAUCAAGGGUGGACCAUUCACCAGGCACCAACAGUAGCCACUCCAGAGCCUUCAAAUGCAGGUUCUUACUUGAAGUGCAGAGCCCAGGUCGGUGCAAUAACGCAGCAAGCCGUGGCAGACUUGUACUCUGCUAGAGCAAUCGAAAUGUCGUGGAAAAAAAUGCAGCAAAAGAUUUCCGGUCUACGCGACCAACUCGAAAGAUGGCUGGCCUCGCUCCCAUCUGGCUUUGAUUUCACACAACCGAAAGCACACGCUACUUUUCAACACGAGCGCCUGGUCCUCAACAUGCAAUACAUCGAAACGAAAAUUCUGAUCACGCGCCCUUGCCUGUGCAGACUGGACGACCGUAUCAAGAACCAGACAGAGGCUUCCGACAGAUUCAACAAAGACACAGCAAAGAUCUGCGUCCGCGCAGCAGAGGCAAUGGCGGACCUUUUACCAGCCAAUAUUGACGUGCCAUACCUUUAUCGAACCGGUCCCUGGUGGUCUUUAGUUCACAACCUCAUGCAAGCACUCACCGUCUUACUACUCGAGGCGUCUUUUGGUAUGGUCCACGUUUCUUGCAGCGACGACGAGAUCUUAUCACGUAUCAAGAUACUUGUUCGUUGGUUGAGCGCAAUGAAAGUAAAUAACGGAAUGGCUGAUCGUGGCUAUUCUUUGGCUUCUGAAAUAUUGCGAAAGCUGGCACCCCGCAUCAAUGCGAACGCUUCCCAUCUUCUGGGCGAGGACAUCAACCACACUGGGGAUCCUGCAGCGUACUAUACUGAGGCACAAACAUCGUUUGGGGGGCACCAUCGAGAACAUCCAUUCCUGGCUGAUUUUAACUUGCAAUCGGGGGCAGCAAGCAAUCAACCGACUGCAUUGGGCGGACCUCAAGCAGAUUACAUGUCCAUGUUCACAUAUCCAGUAGCAUCUACUUGUUAUGAAGAGAUAUUGCCAGGGUGCGCGGGUGGCAGCGAGACAGAUCAUCUUAAUGCAUUUCAAAACGGACCACAGCUGGGCGAUCCGAUCAUGGCUCAGUAUGAGGAGCUGAGUUCCUUCUUCCCUGCUGGGGAUACUGCUCGUACGUCUCCAUCUUGA
Periconia digitata is the source of this 2292-nucleotide messenger RNA. The record is from the annotation of a GenBank genome assembly. Lineage: Eukaryota; Fungi; Ascomycota; Dothideomycetes; Pleosporales; Periconiaceae.